GCACGGGCUCGGGUCACGUGGGUUUCUGCCAACAGGUACAGUAGUGCGUACAGUGGGAGGACGCGUGUUUGUGUGUGGCGAUAUUUUGCAGUCAAAUUAAACGAUUUCAACAUUUUAAGAGUCUCAAGGCACGGGAAAAAACAUCUCACACGUGCAGGCCAUGGCUUGCCGUCUCAUCACCUGGGAUGUAAAGGACACGAUCCUGAGAGUCAGGUACUCGGUGGGGGAGCAGUACGCCCACGCCGCCAGGGAGCUGGGCGUGGGGGAGUUGGACCCCGAGUCCGUGGACCGCGUGUUCUCCCGCACGCACGCGCGCUGGGCUCGGGCUCGCCCGGCCUACGGGGGCGGCCAGGGCCAGACGGCGCCGGCGGCGGCGUCGGCGCCGCCGUCCUCGCAGAGCUGGUGGCACGGCGUGGUGCGAGACACGUUCGCGGGGUGCGGCGUGCGCGAUGACGCGAUGCUGCACCGCCUCGCUCACCGCCUCUACCAAGACUUCUCCCACGAGAAGAACUGGGAGGUGUUCCCGGACGCCCUGCGAGCUCUUCGCCACUUCCACGCCCUCGGGAUGCCCAUGGGCGUCGUCUCCAACUUCGACGGCCGCCUCGACGCCCUCCUCCGCAGCUGCCGCCUCCGUCACUUCUUCCUCUUCGUGCUCACCGCCGACUCGCUCGCCGCCAAGCCCGACCCGCGCGCCUUCCGCGCCGCCCUGGCGGCCGGGGGCGCCGCGGACCCCCGCGUCGCCACCCACGUGGGGGACGACUUCGCCAAGGACUACGCGGCGGCGCGCGCCGUGGGCAUGAGGGCGAGGCUGCUGCUGAGGGGCGGAGCGACGAGGCCCGCCGGAGCCGACCCGGCGCACGUCCUGCGCUCGCUCGACGAGCUGUGCGAGCGCGGGCCGGACGACUAGCGGGGCCCUCCCGCCCCCGCCCCCUCACCCCCCCCCCUCACCCCCCC
Petromyzon marinus (sea lamprey) is the source of this 954-nucleotide messenger RNA. It is a transcript of the gene HDHD3, whose product is annotated as haloacid dehalogenase like hydrolase domain containing 3. The record is from RefSeq and is a predicted model, not a curated record. Lineage: Eukaryota; Metazoa; Chordata; Hyperoartia; Petromyzontiformes; Petromyzontidae. Gene Ontology annotation, cellular component: nucleus.